AUGGCUACAAAAUUUAUAAUUGUGAUCCUUUUGGAAAGUGCUACGCAAAAUGUUACUGAUGGUGGCAUAGGAAUUGUCGAGAUGCUUUUUUGCACCUCGCUUGUAGCAUUGGUUGGAGCCGGAGAACAGCCUGCUUUCUCACCGAGACGUCUGCAAAUUACUAAUACCAAACGACAAUCUACGAUAUGUGAACUUACUUUUGCAACCUCAAUUCUUGCCGUAAAAUUAAAUCGACGACGGUUGAUUGUCGUGUUGGAACCAACAAUAUUUGUCUAUGACAUUAGUAACAUGAAAUUACUGCACACUAUCGAAACGAGUCCUAAUCCACGAGCUAUUUGUGCGCUCUCUCCUACGAAUGAUAAUUGUUAUAUAGCAUAUCCCUCACCUACCCCCUCACCAACCUCACCUUUUUCAAACAGUACACAAAACGCGGCUCCUUCUGGUGACGUGUACGUUUUUGAUGCUGUUCAACUGCAGCCGGUCAAUGUUAUACAGGCGCACAAGAGUCCAGUAUCUUAUGUGGCGAUUAGCUUUGAUGGUUUGAAACUAGCCACAGCUAGUGAUAAGGGAACUGUAAUUCGAGUAUUUUCACUUCCGAAUGGUCAAAAAUUAUAUCAGUUCCGAAGAGGAUCAUACCCGACCCGCAUUCACUGUGUUUCUUUUAACACUGUUGGCUCGUUAUUAUGUGUAUCUAGUGACAACGACACUGUACAUAUUUUCAAGCUGUCUGGAAAUACUCAUAAUGGCCCGCCACCCGGUGGCGCGAAUGCUGGUGGCGCGAAUAAUGGAGCCGCGAAUGGUGGUACUGCUGGAGGUUCGUUGAAUCGCCAUUCUACAGGAGCGGCACCGAUUGGUGGGUUCGAAGCGUUUAUGGACAACAAGAAAAAAACUGGGCCUGGAGCUGUUGGUAGCAAUAUACGUCGUCAGUCUUACCAUAUUGGUCGGACUGUUGCUGGUAGUGUCGGUAAUUACCUUCCAGAUGCACUUACGGAGAUUUGGGAGCCUGCACGAGAUUUCGCGUACCUCAAGUUACCUAGUUCUGGUGUGCAAAGCGUGGUAGCCUUUAACAAAUUUUGUCAUAGCACCAUACCUCAACUCUUGGUAGUCACUUCGGAAGGUUAUUUCUACCAGUACAACAUUGAUCUCGACAAUGGCGGAGAAUGUACUUUGCUUAAGCAAUAUAGCUUAUUGGAGACAACCGAAGAUGUUGCCAGCCCAUUACCGGAGAAAUAA
Messenger RNA from Ambispora gerdemannii, 1233 nucleotides. NCBI's taxonomy places the organism in Eukaryota, Fungi, Glomeromycota, Glomeromycetes, Archaeosporales, Ambisporaceae. The record is from the annotation of a GenBank genome assembly.